GCGGAGUGAUCCCGGCGAGCGGGUGCUGCGGCCGGGCCGGGUGAAUGGGAUUGAAGAAGAGUUCAGCUUCUCGGCUUGUUUUUGUGUCACAGUUUCUCUUCUCCUGCGCCUCUUCUGCUUCGUUCCUUUCUUCCCGUCCGCCCCCUGCUCCCCCCUGCAGGAGGAGCCCCCUGGGGAGAGGGGGAAGGAAAAGGACCUCCCAGAGGAGAGAGAGAAGAGGAGGAGGAGAAGGGAGCAACCUACCAUCUUCCACUCCCAGCUUAGAUUAAAGAAAGUGAGAGGAGGAGAGAGAGGAGCCCAGAAGAGGGGGACAGGGAGGCCCAGAGGAGCCGCAGCACCUUCCCCCUAUGAAGAAGAGCCCUCCCCCUCAGAGAGAGGUCCUGCCAGGGGGACCCCAGCCAGCCACCAGCAGCAGCACCACCAGCAGGGGGGGGCUAGAGAGCUGAAGGGGAAAAUCUGUUUUCCACAACUGCAAUAGUGUGGAGAAAAGGAACUUUCAUUUUCUGAAGCCAGAGACUGAACGCACUGUGGAAUUAGUAAAGAGACAGCUAGAAAGAGUGGAGAAAGUAGAGAAUGGAGUUGCAGACUCUACAGGAGGCUCUGAAAGUGGAAAUUCAGGUUCACCAGAAACUGGUUGCCCAAAUGAAGCAAGAUCCACAGAAUGCUGAUUUGAAGAAACAGCUUCAUGAACUCCAAGCCAAAAUCACAGCUUUGAGUGAGAAACAGAAAUCUGUAACUACAGCUUCUAUGAUCACCACUAAGACACUACCUCUCGUCUUGAAAGCAGCAACUGCAACCAUGCCUGCCUCUGUUGUGGGUCAAAGACCUACCAUUGCCAUGGUUACUGCAAUCAACAGUCAGAAAGCGGUCCUCAGCACCGAUGCACAGAAUACACCAGUCAACCUCCAGACGACAAAUAAGGUUACUGGUCCAGGAGCAGAGGCAGUCCAAAUAGUGGCAAAAAACACAGUUACUUUGCAGGUUCAGGCUACACCUCAGCCCAUCAAAGUGCCACAGUUCAUCCCUCCUCCCAGACUCACUCCUCGUCCAAAUUUUCUUCCACAGGUUCGACCCAAACCAGUUGCCCAGAAUAACAUUCCUAUUGCCCCAGCACCACCUCCGAUGCUUGCAGCUCCUCAGCUUAUUCAAAGGCCUGUGAUGCUGACAACAAAGUUCACACCCAGCUCUUUACCCACCUCACAGAACUCCAUACACCCAGUUCGUGUUGUUAAUGGGCAGACAGCAACCAUAGCCAAAACUUUCCCUAUGGCACAGCUCACCAGCAUCGUGAUAGCAGCCCCAGGUACCAGGCUUGCUGGACCUCAGACUCUACAGAUCAGCAAACCAAACCUUGAAAAACAGACUAUUAAACCCCAUGUGGAAGCAGAGGAGAAGCAAACAGAGAGUCGUACCGUUACUCCACCAGCUGCACCCAAGCCAAAACGAGAAGAAAAUCCACAGAAACUUGCCUUCAUGGUGUCUUUGGGACUGGUUACACAUGACCACCUGGAAGAAAUCCAAAGUAAGAGACAAGAGAGGAAAAGAAGAACAACAGCAAAUCCAGUGUACAGUGGAGCCGUUUUUGAGCCUGAGCGUAAGAAGAGUGCAGUCACAUACCUGAACAGCACAAUGCAUCCUGGGACACGUAAAAGAGGUCGUCCACCUAAAUACAACACGGUGCUGGGGUUUGGGGCUCUGACCCCUACAUCCCCUCUAUCCAGUCAUCCUGACUCCCCUGAAAAUGAAAAGACAGAGACCACAUUUACUUUCCCCGCAUCUGUUCAGCCUGUGUCCCUGCCUAGCCCCAGCUCCACAGACGGCGAUAUCCAUGAGGAUUUUUGCAGUGUUUGCAGGAAAAGCGGGCAGUUGCUGAUGUGUGACACAUGUUCACGUGUGUAUCACCUGGACUGUCUGGACCCACCUCUGAAAACCAUUCCCAAGGGCAUGUGGAUCUGUCCCAAAUGUCAAGACCAGAUGCUGAAGAAGGAAGAAGCAAUCCCAUGGCCAGGGACUUUAGCAAUUGUUCAUUCAUAUAUUGCAUACAAAGCAGCAAAAGAAGAGGAGAAACAGAAGCUACUUAAAUGGAGUUCAGAUUUAAAACAAGAAAGAGAACAACUAGAGCAGAAGGUCAAACAGCUCAGCAAUUCCAUAACAAAAUGUAUGGAAAUGAAGAAUACCAUCCUGGCAAAACAGAAGGAGAUGCACAGCUCCUUGGAGAAGGUAAAACAGCUGGUUCGCCUCAUCCAAGGCAUUGACCUUUCAAAAUCCAUAAACUCUGAGGUCAAUUCAGUAGCCAUCUCCAAUGGCAUGGACUCAACUAACAAUGCUAAUGCUGCCGCCUCCACCCCAGCCCCAGCCCCAGCCCCUUCCCAGGGCUGCAUGGUGAACUGUAACAAAGGCGAUGAGACUAAAUAACACAGUGAAGUAAGAAGGAGCCGAGGGAGGUGGCGGCGAGGAGGAGCAGCAAAAUAAUGAAACUCUAGAAAAGCAAAACCGGAUUUCUUCUGGAAAGUGCAGAAUUCUUUAGUUCUUUGGUUCCAGAGAGAGCGUGAAGAUGCUUGUGCCAGGCGGCACCGGAGUUUGCCAAUUGAUCCUUCUUAUUCUGUGUGUACAUGCAAAGUUUGGAUCAUGUUACAUGAAUAGUGCCAGCUGGGGGUUCUUUGCCAGCACCAUGCCAAGUGAAAUAAUAUAUUUACUCUCUCUAUAUUUUACACCAGUGUGUGCCUGCAGCAGCCUCCACAGCCACUAUAGGUUUGUUUUAUUUUUGUUUGGGGUGAGGAGCAGGGAUGAGGGAGGAGAGCAGGUUUCAAAUCCUUAUUUGCAGAACAGUUUGUUUAGCUAGGGAAAAAAUAAGUCCAAAGAGCCUGUGGGCUUUUCCUGUUUCUAAACUCUCAGUACUAUUAAACCAAAAAAACAGAAGUAUAAAUUAACAAAUCCCAGUGCCCAGAGGGGACAAGUCUAUCAAAUAAGCAGUAUUUACUAUUGUUUAGACAGGAGAUGUACAAAACAAAAUGGGGAUGGAUUUUUCACUGAGUAACGAGCACAUGUGCAGGCUGGGGAUUUUCUGUCCUGGCAGCUUUGGGUUAACCCUGUUUCUUAACACUAGACAAAUGAAAUGCAUUGGAGAAUUGGACUGGUUUGGAUCAUCAAGUUGAUCCAGGAAGCCUUUGUUGGGAGAGGGAGAAGAGGGGACCAAAAUGGUUGAGUUGAAGCAUUGAAAGGGGUGUCUCAAGGGAAAAUGUGCAUCAAUGACUUUACUUGAAAACGAGGUUCCAACCCUUUUCUAUAUUUAUAAAACAACAAAAAUAUCCUGAACAAAGCAGCACAUGACCCAGAUGUGUGAACUGAACAGAGAAAUGUCCUUUUCUUUCAUUUCCUCUCUUUCUUUUGGUAACGAAAAAUAAAUAAGGAAUAGAAAAGCUGUUAUUCAGGCUGACAGUCUAAUUAAAGAGGUAGAUGGGACCUUGCAUGGUAUAGAUUAGAAGUAAUAGUGUCAGUGAGAUACAGUGAGUCUUUGUGAGUCCUUGUGUCAUCGUUUUGGGCACUGUUUUUUUAUGCAAGGGCAAAAUCUUUGUAUCUGGGGAAAAAACAACUUUUUUUAAAUUAAAAAGGAAAAUAAAAGAUAUUGAGGUCUUCCUAGUGUUACUUAAAAUAAGAUCAAGGUAAGAAACAUUGUAAAAAUUAUAAAAGUGCUAUUUGUUUCCUAAACAAGUGAUUUCUAUUAAAAAGGUGUCAGAACUGGAGAAAAUGCUGUGUGCUUAGAAUUUUUUGACACAGACUUUGCCUAUUAUGAUGACAUUCUGCUGUGUUUGUGUUUUAAAAUCCCCUGGGGCAGGUUUCCGUAGGUUAUAUCAUACAUGCCACUGGCUGAAUUCUAAGUGCUGCAACUCACUCUCCAUCAGGAGGAACUCUCUGUGUUGUCUCUCCUUUUAUCACAUGUCCCCAUUCUUUUGUGUGUUAGUAGCCCAGAAAAGAGCACUGGCAGCUUGAUUGUUAAAGCCUUUAUGCUUUUGUAAUAUUUAAAUAUGGACUGAUUAGAGCACAGGUGUAGAAUUAAUUGGGAUGAAAGACAGUGGAUUUGUUACACCUGAAAUCUCCUUUUGUCAUAUCACCUUAUUUCAGAAUUCCAUCUCUUUCAUAUUCUAGUGUGACUGGGGGUAGCAGAGCAUAUCUUGUGAGUUCCAUUGUUACAGGGAUUGUUUGUGUCAGUUAAGAGUGCUGGACAUGCAGUGGCUAUCAGUUCUGCUAAUGCAUAUGAAUACAUUGGGCCAAACUCCCUCUGGCUUCAGUGGGAGCAAUGUUUGGCACACUAUGCAGAGGGACUCAGGCAGAGCUCCUUGUGUGGUGGUGAGUGGUGCAUGUGUUUCAAUAACCAGGUAGACCUGCUCUGGUGGUGGCAAAGCUUUGCAUUUUGCCUACUAUGUUCUGGGCAAAGCAGAGUGAAUACCCUGACCUUGACAUAGCCUGAGAAUCUCACUGCAGCCACAGCUGCAUAUGCUUCUUGAAGAUUCUUGGCGCUGUUUCCUUCACUCUCCUUUAGUGUCUGUUUUCACUAGCACUUUGUUCCUCAAGGACACUUCCCCUUCUCCAGUGACGUGAACACACACUUUUUUCAGCUCUGAGCCCAGGAGUUGAUCCUCAGUUCUUACAUUUGUCAGUAGAUUUGGAGGAGGAAUUCUUGUGUGCUCUUCUCAGCUUACCCUAUGAUAAACUAGACUUUAUCUUCAAAUGUCUUUGUUCUGUUCUGAAGCCAGCUAAGCAGCAAAGACAGUUAGCAGGAGUGGCAAAGCAGGAACGCAGCCCUUGAAACAAAUUUAAAACUGAUCAAAGGAAAUAGUUUGUUUGUAACAACCCACAAUUAACCUGUGUAACUCAUUGCCACAAGGUAUCAUUGGAGCCAAUUGCUUAGUAGAAUUUUUAAAGGAUCCAAUAUUUAUAAGGAUAAUGAGAGAAAAUAAACUAGGGAUAUAAGCCCUCUUGCUUUAGGGCAUAAGCCAGCCACUACAGAGAGUUUUCUUGCACCUCUCUCUGAAGAUACUAUGUCAGAGACAGGCUACUGGAUUAGAUGGACCCCCCGUCCGACCUGGCAUGGCAAUUCCCAUGUUCCUGUGAUUCCCCCAGUGUUAUCUUCACAGUCCUGUUUGGAGCAAUGUGCCAUUGGGGGUCACAAUGCAUUUGAAGGCUGAAAACUGGUUUGAUUUCUCCUCCACCUGUUACUGGAAGGGGCUGAGGUUGGAAUUCAGUGUUGGUCUUACUUGUUUUGAAAGGCAGUGCAGCACCCAGGAGCUGUUAAUACCUUGCCCUUUUCAUUCCAUCCCUGUGAACACACCCACUGUCCCUUUCUGAGGGUGUCUGCUUGUCUCUAGGCUCUGAAGAGAUGCGUCAAUUUACUUAAGUCUAAUUUCUACCCAUGUUAAAGUUUUUGUUAGAAAAAAUUUUCCAGACUACAAAAGCCUACCGUCAGUUCCACUAUGACCUGGCAGAGAAAUGGUCUUAGGUUAGAGUUUUUGUCUCUGGUAGAUUGUUUCCUUCUCUCUGAUCCUUUUUGGUAUGCUUCCCCUAUUGGCUCUGCAGCAACAUCAGUUAAUAGGCAAGUACCAUUCCAAGAGCUGUGCUGACAUUAGCAAUGCUGCUGCUGCACAGACAUUAAGUAAACAGGAGCCACUGCUGUCCAGCUGGAAACAUUGGGCAGUGAGGGAAUUGACAUUUACUAAAUAGAAAAUAAUAUAUAUAUAUAUAUAUAUAUAUAUAUUCAGCUGCUCAAAGGAGUCCCAAACAAUGCAGAAAUUACAACUGUUUGGUAGUUAGCUUUUAGCUUGCAUUACUAUCUGCUGCCUUUUCUUUCCUAUCAUAUUUGGUAUGGUCUGAUGGUGCUGAAACCUCUCCAAUUCUAAAUUUCUCUGAACUGAGGCCAUAUGGAAAGCUACAUAUAAUAAUACUUAGUAUUUUGUAUUUCCUAAGCAGCAUAUGGACAUUUAGCUAAUCCUUAUAUCACUGCCAGGAGUAGGUGACUUCUUAUUCCCAUUUUAAAGAUGGGGAAACUGAGGCAGGGAGCUAAAGUGAGGCCACAAAAGGAGUCGGUAUCAGAUGCAUCUCUGGCUCCCAGCCCAAUGCUCAGUUCACUAAGUCAUGCUGCCUCUCUCCCUGCUCAGAAAAAGAACAAGUGAAUUUUAGAAACAGCUUUUCCCUUAUCCUUGCAAUCUGUUCUUAAAAUGUCUGGAAGGUGCAUUUGUGGGAUAUCACGUAGCCUUGACAGAAUACUUAGUAUGAUGAUGAGUUGUUAUUUGUUUAGAGCCAGCAGUGUGCUCAGUGCUGUACAAAACAGAUAAUCACAAAGUAGUACCGGUAUGGUUUAUUGGUGGACAAUGUAGGAGACUUAAUGGUUCUGUGAGUGCAUCACUGACAGGUAAUUAUCAGUGGUAGGAUAAAAUGCUUUGCACCUAGGGAAUCCUGGUUAACAGGAUCUGUUACAUGAGCAACACAAGAAUCUUAUUCGCUCUUAGUUGCAAACAUGACUCUAUUGGUAAUGAUGAUAAUUUACAUCUGCCUAUCUAGAGUUACAUGGUUGUGGAGAUUUUGUGGGCAGAUCUGUUAGAUUAGUUGUUGAUAGGAAGUCAGUGAUGUAUUUUAUUGACAGUAUGACAAGGCUUCAGAAAGCAAAUCCAUAUCCAAGCUGUCUGGAGAUGUGAAAAUUAAUCCUGGCCUCCUCAACUUCAGAUCAGCGUCUUCCAGGGACUGUCCGAGGCCCAUCCCUUGUACUCCGAGCCUGGCCAGCAUUCACAAAGCCCAGAGUGAAAUCCUCCUCUUGUGGCUGCCUGAGGUAUGUGGUAUAAAUGAAGGUGUCCUUAUAAUACAGAUGUAGCAAAACAUCGUCAAUGAAUUUGCACUGCAGGUGUACCCCCUAGCAAGGCUGAACCAUGUUUGAUUUGCUCUCUCAGCACCAGCUUAAUACAGUGUGAAAAUUAAACCUAUUUUUUAAAAAUGGAAUAUUCAGAUGUCAAAACCUAAACUGUUUUUGCUGGAGGCUUCCCUGGUCCAGCCUUCUCAAAGCACAGAAGAGUAGUGAUGACGUGACCAGGCAUAGGGUAGGAUGUUUUGUUGCACCUGCCCCAGGCACUUCAGCUCUAUCCCCAUCCCCGCUCAGGGCACAGACAAGAAUUUUGGCUGAUAUGGGAUCUGAGGUGAGCAGUGGGCCCAGCUCUCCUUUGGCCACCUUCCAGGACCCAGACCAGGGCUAGUUUGAUGAGACUCAAUCAUUGGCACUACAUGUGGUCUACUAAGAAGUCCAGCAUGCCUGAGCUACAGUUAGAGCCUCUUCAUGCACCACCAUAGCAAGAAGAGCCUCAAUAGCAGCGGUUCCAAGGUGUUCCUGCACCAUAAAUAAUUUUACCACCAGCCUCUUGGCUCUCCCUCCCGCCUCUUCACACAUCCAUGAGGGGAACAUGCUAAAUACUCCCUCAGCAGCCCAGCCACGAUGAGCUCUACUGCUCCCCCCACUCUUAUGAGCUUCUCCAGUAAUCGUACUACUUUCUUCCCACCAAAAGAGGGAUGCCCAAGCCACAUCCACUAUAAAGCUCCCUCAGUCCCUUCUUCCCCUCCCCUUGUCCUGCUGGCAAUAGCAAUUAUAGUCUGGUAAUCAGGCUUUAAGGGCUUCUUGAACACUGAGGAUUCAAGGCAAGUUCAGGCUUGCCAGGUUGUCACAGAAAACUUACUCCCAAGACUGCUUCCUCCUGGAUUUUUCUGUACAGAAGAGGAUUUGCAUAGAUGGCUUUUUCAACCCAUAGAGAAAGGAUAAAUGUUUUCCCCUGCACCUGACUUGCUUGGCAUUAUCAAGGACUCCUGGGCUCACUUGAUCAGCAAACUGCCGCACCCAAGGCCAUUCACAAGCUGUAUCACCAGCCAGAAGUGGGCUCUGCAGUCUUCUCUAUUUAGAGGACACAACGUCUCCUAAGGCCUCUCCAACAGAAAGCUAA
This is a messenger RNA of Trachemys scripta elegans, 7973 nucleotides long. RefSeq names its product PHD finger protein 21A (gene PHF21A). The record is from RefSeq and is a predicted model, not a curated record. NCBI's taxonomy places the organism in Eukaryota, Metazoa, Chordata, Testudines, Emydidae. Gene Ontology annotation, molecular function: chromatin binding. Gene Ontology annotation, biological process: negative regulation of transcription by RNA polymerase II. Gene Ontology annotation, cellular component: histone deacetylase complex.